GGAGGAGGAGAAGGAGGAGGAGGACAACACUGGGCAGCCAAGCGGCUCCGGACGGUAGAGGAGGCCGGUGGAGAGGAGGAGGACUCUGGCGGAGAGGAGGCGACGCGGAGCCGCAGGAGCCGAGGCACCAAGGUUGCCGUGGACGACGCUCACCGCAUCCCGCCGUCCCCGGUGGUCCACGUCCGAGGGCUGUGUGCCGCCGUGGUGGAGGCCGACCUGGUGGAGGCGCUCGACAAGUUCGGAAACAUCUGCUACGUGAUGAUGAUGCCCUUCAAGCGCCAGGCUCUGGUGGAGUUCGACGGCGUGGAGAGCGCGGGGCGCUGCGUGGCGCGCGGCGCCCGCGAGGCCGUGCGCGUGGCCGAGCAGCGGGCCUUCUUCAACUUCUCCACCAGCCAGAGGAUCAGCAGGCCCACCAGCGCCGACGAGCCCGGCAGCGGGAACAAGGUUCUGCUGCUGUCCGUCCAGAACCCGCUGUACCCCAUCACCACCGAUGUUCUCUACACCGUCUGUAACCCCGUCGUUAACGUCCAGCGAAUCGUCAUCUUCAAGCGCAACGGCAUCCAGGCCAUGGUGGAGUUCGAGUCGGUGGAGGACUCUCAGAGGGCCAAGCUGGCCCUGAACGGGGCCGACAUCUACUCCGGCUGCUGCACGCUCAAGAUCGAGUACGCUCGGCCCAACAGACUGAACGUCCUCCGCAACGACAACAGCAGCUGGGAUUACACCCAACCCCUCCUCCCGCAGCGAGAGAGAGGAAAGGGGAGGCAACGGCAGGCCAUACUGGGAGAACAUCCAUCCAACGGUUAUGGCUCACACUGCCCCCUGCUGCCUCUGCCCGCGAACAGCAGGUACAGGAGGCGUAGCGAGGAGGUGCAGCAGGACAUGACCUCCUACCCGCCGCUCCACCCUAAGACCUCCCACGCCUCCUCUUCCUCCUACUCCUCCUACUCCUCCUUCCCGGGCCACACCGCCUCCAGCGCAGUCGCCAUGGCGAGCGGCCUCCAUCCCGCCAAGAUGAACUGCGGCCGCGUCUUCAACCUCUUCUGUCUCUACGGCAACGUGGAGAAGGUGAAGUUCAUGAAGAGCGUUCCUGGCACGGCGCUGGUGGAGAUGGGGCACGAGUACGCCGUGGACCGGGCCGUGACUCACCUCCACGGCCUCAAGGUGUUCGGCAAAAAGCUCAACGUCUGUGUGUCCAAGCAGCAGGCGGUGAUCCCCAGUCAGGUGUUCGAGCUGGCGGACGGCGGCAGCAGCUACCAGGACUUCAGUCUGAGCAGGAACAAUCGCUUCGGCAGUGCGCAGAGCACGCGGAACAUCAUCCAGCCGGCCGCCGCCGUCCUGCACUUCUACAACGCCCCGCCCACCCUGAGCGAGCACCAGCUGCACGAGCUCUGCACCGAACGCGACGUUCCCGCCUUCACCAAGUUCAAGCUCUUCGACGCCAAACCCGGCGCUAAGACGCUGUCCGGUCUGCUGGAGUUUGACAGUAAAACUGAAGCUGUGGAAGCUCUGACCGUCCUGAACCACCACCAGAUCAGAAUACCCAACACCUCCAACCCCUUCACCCUGAAACUCUGCUUCUCCACCUCCUCCCACCUGUGA
Messenger RNA from Pseudoliparis swirei, 1599 nucleotides. RefSeq names its product heterogeneous nuclear ribonucleoprotein L-like. The record is from RefSeq and is a predicted model, not a curated record. Gene Ontology annotation, biological process: regulation of RNA splicing; mRNA processing. The annotation marks the transcript as partial. Gene Ontology annotation, cellular component: nucleus. The transcript is spliced from 13 exons. NCBI's taxonomy places the organism in Eukaryota, Metazoa, Chordata, Actinopteri, Perciformes, Liparidae. Gene Ontology annotation, molecular function: mRNA binding.